AUGGCCGCGGCCGUCGCUAUGGAGACAGAUGAUGCUGGAAAUCGACUGCGGUUUCAGUUGGAGUUGGAAUUUGUACAGUGUUUAGCCAACCCAAAUUACCUUAACUUUCUUGCCCAAAGAGGUUACUUCAAAGAUAAAGCUUUUGUUAAUUAUCUUAAGUACUUGCUUUACUGGAAAGAACCAGAAUAUGCCAAGUAUCUAAAGUACCCUCAGUGUUUACACAUGUUAGAACUGCUCCAGUAUGAACACUUCCGCAAGGAGCUGGUGAAUGCUCAGUGUGCGAAAUUUAUUGAUGAGCAGCAAAUUCUGCAUUGGCAGCACUAUUCCCGGAAGCGGAUGCGCCUUCAGCAAGCCCUGGCGGAGCAGCAACAGCAGAAUAACACAUCAGGAAAAUAA
Molecule: messenger RNA, 396 nt
Organism: Rangifer tarandus platyrhynchus (Svalbard reindeer)
Lineage: Eukaryota; Metazoa; Chordata; Mammalia; Artiodactyla; Cervidae
Source: the annotation of a GenBank genome assembly